This is a messenger RNA of Paramecium pentaurelia, 542 nucleotides long. The record is from the annotation of a GenBank genome assembly. NCBI's taxonomy places the organism in Eukaryota, Ciliophora, Oligohymenophorea, Peniculida, Parameciidae.
AUGUUUGUAAAGACUUCUUUUACCCUAAUUAUUUUAUUAACUACUAACUAUAUUUAGAUAACUCAUUAGAAUUGCUCGAGCAUAAAUUAAAAAAUUUAAUAAUCCAUUAUUAGAGGAAAUUAUUAAAAUGUAUUAAAUUAAAAUUGGGGAAAUUUAAUCUCAUCAAAAAAUAUGAAUUGGUUAUGUGGAGGUAAUGAUGGAAAUUGUUUAAGAAAUGCAAUUUUAUAUUAGGUAAAAAUUGUGGUUACAUAUAUUGCGAUAUAGGGUAUUCCAUAUAAUUAGAUUUGAUGCAAAAAUAUGAAUUAAAUACUUUAAAAAUCUGGUUGUGGGAUGGAGAUUAUAGAUUUUCUACAAUAAAAGUGUUUAUAAAAUUAGAAAAUACUGAAACAUUGAUUUAUGAUAGUAAUUUAGCAUAAAGCAUAGUAACAAUUACAUUUCCAGAUUAAAUAGUUGGAUCCUUUAGAAUAUAUAAUACUGCAGGCAAUACAAGAAAUACAGGAUUAUAUUUAAUAAAAGUUGAAGCUUAUUAUAAAUUUUAAUGA